Molecule: messenger RNA, 5473 nt
Organism: Carassius auratus (goldfish)
Lineage: Eukaryota; Metazoa; Chordata; Actinopteri; Cypriniformes; Cyprinidae
Exons: 2
Coding region: 2-5473 (1823 amino acids)
Source: RefSeq, a predicted model, not a curated record
GAUGUCCUCAACAAACAUGCAUGUACCACUAACUUCAACUUCAAGAGUGCAUAGUUCCUUCACCAUUACAAGCAUAUAUACAGGUGCAACAACAACAAUUUCUACUGGUACGCCUUUGCCAAAUACUUCAACCAGCAUGCCAACAGCAUCAACUCUGACAUCAACAAGCCUUAUUUCCUCCUCAAGCAUAGUUGGAACUGCAGCAACAACUUCAUCAAAGUUUUCUGUUACACCUUCAGUUUCCUCAACUAUCAUGUUCACACGACAAGUUACAACACCAACAGUCCAGAAUUCCCCAACUGGUAAAGGCAUAUCCACAAUCCCAACAAAAAUGUCUAUUGGUACACGUUCACCAUUGUUUUCAACCGGCAUGAAUACUCUAUCGACUAAAAUACCAACAGUCCAGAAUUCCACCAAUACUACAAGUAUGACAACACAAUCUUUGACUACAACAGCUACAAAGAUGUCCUCAACAAGCAUGCAUAUACCACUAACUUCAACUUCAAGAGAACAUAGUUCCUCCAACAUUACAAGCAUAUCUACAAGUACAACAAUUUUUACUGGUUUAUCUUCACCAUUAUUUUCACCUGGCAAGACUGCACCACAGAAAAACUCAACUACAGUCCAGAAUUCCUCCAUUACUACAAGUAUGACAACACAAUCUUUGAAUUCAAUGGCUACAAGUAUGUCAUCAACAAGCGGGCAUAAACCAUUAACUACAACAGCAAAAAUAAAUAGUUCCUCCACUAUUACAAGCCUAAACACAGGUCCAUCCAAAACAAUUUCUACUGGUACGGUUUUGCCAAAUAUUUUAACCAGCAUGCCAACAGCAUCAACUCUGACAUCAACAGGCCGUAUUUCCUCCUCAAGCAUAGUUGGAACUGCAGCAAUAACUUCAUCAAAGUUUUCUGUUACACCUGCAGUUUCCUCAACGGUCAUGCUCACACAACAAGUUACAACACCAACAGUCCAGAAUUCCCCAACUGGUGAAAGCAUAUCCACAAUCCCUACAAAAAUGUCAAUUGGUACUUUUUCACCAUUGUUUUCAACUGGCAUAAAUACUCUAUCGACGAAAAUACCAACAGUACAGAAUUCCUCCAAUACUACAAGUAUGACAACACAAUCUUUGACUACAACAGCUACAAGGAUGUCCUCAACAAGCAUGCAUAUACCACUAACUUCAACUUCAAAAGUACAUAGUUCCUCCAACAUUACAAGCAUAUCUACAAGUACAACAACAAUUUUUGCUGGUAGAUCUUCACCAUCAUUUUCACCUGGCAUGACUACACCACAGAAAAAAUCAACUACAGUCCAGAAUUCCUCCAUUACUACAAGUAUGACAUCAAAAUCUUUGACUUCAAUGACUACAAGGAUGUCAUCAACAAGCGGGCAUAUGUCACCAACUACAACAGCAACAAUAAAUAGUUCCUCCACCAUUACAAGCCUAAACACAAGUCCAUCCAAAACAAUUUCUACUGGUACGACUUUGCCAAAUAUUUCAACCAGCAUGCAUACAGCAUCAACUCUGACAUCAACAAGCCGUAUUUCCUCCUCAAGCAUAGUUGGAACUGCAGCAACAACUUCAUCAAAGUUUUCUGUUACACCUGCAGUUUCCUCAACCAUCAUGUUCACACGACAAGUUACAACACCAACAUUCCAGAAUACCCCCACUGGUAAAAGCGUAUCCACAAUGCCUACAAAAAUUUCUAUUGCUACACGUUCACCAUUGUUUUCAACUGGCAUGAAUACUCUAUCGACUAAAAUACCAACAUUCCAAAAUUCCUCCAAUACUACAAGUAUGACAACACAAUUCUUGACUACAACAGCUACAAAGAUGUCCUCAACAAACAUGCAUGUACCACUAACUUCAACUUCAAGAGUGCAUAGUUCCUUCACCAUUACAAGCAUAUAUACAGGUGCAAGAACAACAAUUUCUACUGGUACGACUUUGCCAAAUACUUCAACCAGCAUGCCAACAGUAUCAACUCUGACAUCAACAAGCCUUAUUUACUCCUCAAGCAUAGUUGGAACUGCAGCAACAACUUCAUCAAAGUUUUCUGUUACACCUGCAGUUUCCUCAACGGUCAUGCUCACACAACAAGUUACAACACCAACAGUCCAGAAUUCCCCCACUGGUAAAAGCAUAUCCACAAUCCCUACAAAAAUGUCAAUUGGUACUUUUUCACCAUUGUUUUCAACUGGCAUGAAUACUCUAUCGACGAAAAUACCAACAGUACAGAAUUCCUCCAAUACUACAAGUAUGACAACACAAUCUUUGACUACAACAGCUACAAGGAUGUCCUCAACAAGCAUGCAUAUACCACUAACUUCAACUUCAAGAGAACAUAGUUCCUCCAACAUCACAAGCAUAUCUACAAGUACAACAAUUUUUACUGGUUUAUCUUCACCAUCAUUUUCACCUGGCAUGACUACACCACAGAAAAAAUCAACUACAGUCCAGAAUUCCUCCAUUACUACAAGUAUGACAACACAAUCUUUGACUUCAAUGGCUACAAGGAUGUCAUCAACAAGCGGGCAUAAACCAUCAACUACAACAGCAAAAAUAAAUAGUUCAUCCACCAUUACAAGCCUAAACACAGGUCCAUCCAAAACAAUUUCUACUGGUACGGUUUUGCCAAAUAUUUUAACCAGCAUGCCAACAGCAUCAACUCUGACAUCAACAGGCCGUAUUUCCUCCUCAAGCAUAGUUGGAACUGCAGCAAUAACUUCUUCAAAGUUUUCUGUUACACCUGCAGUUUCCUCAACGAUCAUGUUCACACAACAAGUUACAACACCAACAUUCCAGAAUACCCCCACUGGUAAAAGCAUAUCCACAAUCCCUACAAAAAUGUCUAUUGCUACACGUUCACCAUUGUUUUCAACUGGCAUGAAUACUCUAUCGACUAAAAUACCAACAUUCCAGAAUUCCUCCAAUACUACAAGUAUGACAACACAAUUCUUGACUACAACAGCUACAAGGAUGUCCUCAACAAGCCUGUAUGUGCCACUAACUUCAACUUCAAGAGUAAAUAAUUCCUCCAGCAUUACAAGCCUAAACACAGGUCCAUCCAAAACAAUUUCUACUGGUAAGGUUUUGCCAAAUAUUUUAACCAGCAUGCCAACACCAUCAACUCUGACAUCAACAAGCCUUAUUUCCUCCUCAAGCAUAGUUGGAACUGCAGCAACAACUUCAUCGAAGUUUUCUGUUACACCUUCAGUUUCCUCAACUAUCAUGUUCACACGACAAGUUACAACACCAACAGUCCAGAAUUCCCCCACUGGUAAAAGCAUAUCCACAAUCCCUACAAAAAAGUCUAUUGGUACUUUUUCACCAUUGUUUUCAACUGGCAUGAAUACUCUAUCGACGAAAAUACCAACAGUACAGAAUUCCUCCAAUACUACAAGUAUGACAACACAAUCUUUGACUACAACAGCUACAAGGAUGUCCUCAACAAGCAUGCAUAUACCACUAACUUCAACUUCAAAAGUACAUAGUUCCUCCAACAUUACAAGCAUAUCUACAAGUACAACAACAAUUUUUACUGGUAGAUCUUCACCAUCAUUUUCACCUGGCAUGACUACACCACAGAAAAAAUCAACUACGGUCCAGAAUUCCUCCAUUACUACAAGUAUGACAUCAAAAUCUUUGACUUCAACGACUACAAGGAUGUCAUCAACAAGCGGGCAUAUAUCACCAACUACAACAGCAACAAUAAAUAGUUCCUCCACCAUUAUAAGCCUAAACACAGGUCCAUCCAAAACCAUUUCUACUGGUACGACUUUGCCAAAUAUUUCAAACAGCAUGCAUACAGCAUCAACUCUGACAUCAACAAGCCGUAUUUCCUCCUCAAGCAUAGUUGGAACUGCAGCAACAACAUCAAAGUUUUCUGUUACACCUGCAGUUUCCUCAACCAUCAGGUUCACACAACAAGUUACCACACCAACAUUCCAGAAUAUCCCCACUGUUAAAAGCAUAUCCACAAUCCCUACAAAAAUGUCUAUUGCUACACGUUCACCACUGGUCCAAAGUUUGUCCGAUGGUACUAGUCUAUACACAAAUCCAGUAACUUCAUUUUUUCUGUCAACUGCUUCAACAACUUCUUCACUGUCCAAAACAGCCACACAUACUCCUAACACUACCUGCGUUUGUCAUUGGUCAGAAUGGUUGGACCUUGGGGGUCCAACAACAGGUCUUGAAGGUGGUGAAAGGAUAUCAAUCAAAAGAAUUUUGGACAAUUAUCCUACAGUCUGCACUGCACCAAAGGAAGUUGAAUGUCGUGCAAAAAAUUACCCCAGAUUGUCUCUUUCCCAGCUUAACCAGGUUGUGAAAUGUAAUCCCAAAGAUGGCCUUGUGUGCUUGAACAAACACCAAGACAUUACACAUCAGUGCUUUGACUAUGAGAUCAGAGUAUCCUGCUGUGAUGGAAAUUGUGGCAGUAACACAGCACAGACACCAAAAACCCCUUUGUUAACUCCUAGUCCUGGAUGUAAUUGUGAGAGGUCAGACUGGAUGGAUUUCGGUAGCCCAACAAUAGGUCCUAAAGGUGGUGAAAUAAUUUCCAUCAAAAGAAUAACUGACACCUAUCCUACCAUCUGCUCAGCACCAAAGGAAUUAGAAUGUCGUUCAAAACUUUACCCUGAACUUUCUCUUUCAGAGCUUGGACAGGUUGUGAUAUGUAAUGCAAAAGAUGGCUUUGUGUGCUUGAACAAAUACCAAGAUAUUACACAUCAGUGCUUUGACUAUGAGGUCAGAGUAUCCUGCUGUGAUGGUAAUUGUGGCAGUAACUCAGCACAGACACCCAAAAUCCCUUCGUUUACUCCUAGUCUUGGAUGCAUUUGUCAGAGGUCAGACUGGAUGGACUUUGGUAGCACAACAAUGGGUCCUAAAGGUGGUGAAAUAAUUUCCAUCAAAAAAAUAAGUGAAACCUAUCCUGCCAUCUGCUCAGCACCAAAAGAAUUAGAAUGCCGGGCAAAACUUUACCCUGAACUUUCUCUUUCACAGCUUGGACAGGUUGUGAUUUGUAAUCCAAAGGAUGGGCUCCUGUGUUUGAACAAAAAUCAAGAUAUCACACAGCAAUGCUUUGAUUAUGAAAUCAGAGUAUUAUGCUGUCAUGGAAAAUGUGGCAGCUCCACACAGGCAGCAACAACCUCUGCAAGGUUGUCACUUUCAAGAACAACCAAACCAGCAACAGCUUCUUCAAGUACAGCUUCUAUACAACAGAAACCAUCUUUCAUUACAUCAAAACCAGUUACUUCUACCUCUGAAUGUAACUGUCAUUGGUCAGAAGCGUUGGACUUUGGUGGCCCGACAGUAGGACCCGAAGGUGGCAUAAGACUCCACACAGGCAGCAACAACCUCUGCAAGGUUGUCACUUUCAAGAACAACCACACCAGCAACAGCUUCUUCAGGUACAACUUCUAUACAACAGAAACCAUCUUUCAUUACAUCAAAACCAGUUACUUCUACCUCUGA